This is a messenger RNA of Esox lucius (northern pike), 1473 nucleotides long. Its product is annotated as transmembrane protein 222-like. The coding region runs from base 198 to 854 and encodes 218 amino acids. Lineage: Eukaryota; Metazoa; Chordata; Actinopteri; Esociformes; Esocidae. The transcript has 6 exons. The record is from RefSeq and is a predicted model, not a curated record.
UUUAAGCAAUCAAAGCACAAGGGAGUGUGGUACAGGACCAAUAUGGCUAAUCGCUAUGCACGACUCAGUGCCUGGAUAAAACGCUUAGUGGUGACAUCGGGUGGUAUAUUGGCAAUACACCACAAACCCCGGAGAUGCUUCAUUGCUCAAAUAGAAUACAAGGCAUUGUUCUUAUUCCAAACUGUUAAAUUAGACAGAUGUUUAACAGUACACCGCUAUCCCUUGUUAGCAGGCGGUCUGGAACGCGGCCGCAAUACGUGCCUACGCAGAUUUGCAGCUGUACGUCAGUGUCAAAAUUAGUAAUGGCGGAGUCCGACGAAAUAAAUAUAAUGAUAAAUUAUAACGGGGGAUUCGAGAAAAUAGACCGAAAAAACAGCCGUUACCCUUACUGUAUCGUUUGGACACCAAUUCCUAUACUAACAUGGUUGCUCCCCUUCAUUGGUCACAUGGGGAUUUGCACUUCUGCAGGAGUUAUAAGAGACUUCGCUGGAUCAUACUUUGUCUCUGAGGAUAACAUGGCCUUCGGAAAACCAACAAAGUACUGGAAGCUUGAUGUUGAUAAAGUGUGUGGAGGUGGUUCAGCGGCCUGGGACAAAGCAGUUCACGAGGCCUCAGAGGAGUACAAACGCAGACCGCACAACCUCUGCUGUGAUAACUGCCACUCCCACGUGGCGCUAGCCCUCAACCUCAUGCGCUACGACAACCGAUCUUCCUGGAACAUGGUCAACCUCUGCCUGCAGUCCCUUAUCCAUGGCAAGCAUGUGAGCUGUGGAGCAUUUCUGAAGACCUGGCUGCCCUUCCUUAUGCUGACCGGAGCACUCGUCACCUUCAUCCUAACACUCAAUUUGCACUGACUGAAUGAAGAGAGCCAUGACCAAAAGGGAGAUGUAUUGUUCAGCUGAAAUCACAAAAGUGAAAUGAAAAACAGAGGAUUUGUUGGGACACUUCUUUGUACAGGUUUAGCAUGCCGACUCAAGAAAAAUGUUUAUUGAUAAGACAUUUGCUCCUGAAUUAGGUAAAAGGUAGUUCAAAACAGAACAGCUGGAAGCAACUUUUACUUACAAUGGAUGCUGGAGAGUCAUAAUAAAUUCAUAUUGGUCUCACUGACCUUAAACUUUAUUUACCAAUGUAGGCAGCCUGUCUAGUGCUACCUAUUGUUAAUUACCCCUGCUAAAACCAUCAGCUUAGUUUUACUUUUUCCAACUGUUAAUUGUACUUUGUCACAGUGUCAUAUUGUCAUAGAGUGAAUGCUGAAGGAACAUAAAUGCUUGGGGAAAUGUGUAAUUAUUACUAAAAAAAUAUUUCAUUUGAAAUGUUAAAUAAUCCAUUAUAUUGUCUACAAAACUAAUCCUCACUACACAUUCCAUAAUAUCACAAUGUUAUGGUCAAUAGGCUAUAGUUAUUUAUUGGUAGGGCAAUAGCCUACAAUGUUUACUUUUAUUUAUUUGAACAAAUAAAAAAUAUUUUCCAUAA